AUGACGGCCUUUUGUAAAGAAGCAUUUAAGAUCCUGGCGUUACCUACGAUUGCUGAAUUUAGUUACAACUUUACGGCCAAGUAAUUAUGUUUGGAUACCGGAGCCUCUAGACUUCGAGACUUCCUGACUUUUUAAUAUCCAAGAUCUAAAAAAAGCAAUGUAUCGAGAGCCAAGGACAAAUUGAGCUGUAAAAACUGGACAUUACGUAAUGCUUCUUGAAUUUUCUUUUUUAAAAAAAUAAAAGUUUUCGAUACACUUUCGCUGAACAAUAAUUUAGCGCCGUUGGGCAAUAUGCAGUCGCCUUUCGCAGCUCCUAUUAUUAUCUGGAUUAAAUAAACCAGUCUUAAAGCUUCAUUGAAAAACAUAUUGGUUUUAAGCAAUUAGAGCUAAUCCCUUAUUUUGAGUUUUACAUGCUGGACAAACUAUUUAAUUACUUCCAUAGACAUAAAUCAAAAAUGUUUUCAGUGAUCCACGUACGUGUCAGGUUUCUGAUAAAUCGGCCUUCAGAGAGUCUCCUUAUUCUUAAUACAUUUGACAUAAGAUAUGCCAUAGGCAUCAUUUUGGUUUUCACUUAUUAAAAUUCGAUUUAAUUGUGCUUCUUUUGGUUGAAGUGAUAAGAUGCAAGACUGGAAAAAUAUAGUUAGUUCUUUCGUUGUUAAAACGUACCUUUGGCAAUCGUUACCAGGUUCCGAUCAGAGCUUUAAUAUGAAACGUCUACCAAAACAUAUAACGAAAAUUAUCCCCGCUAAAAUAAUGCAGAAAUUGUCACCUAAAAUGGAUGCAGAAAAUUUUCAUGACGCUGUUAUGUUCUACGACUGCAGCUGAACUUCUACGCCUAAACGAAAUACUCUCUAACUUAAUAACAUUUACUACGCGCCGAGAAACUCAGUAAUUUGCCACCUGCUUGCAAUGUAAGUCUGGGCGCGCAUUAAAAGAUAUCCGUGUUCAGUAAGUUUUGCACAUGAAUAACAUAAGCUUUUCUUUGUCUAAAUGCAUUACCAGCUGUACCAUCAAAUUGUUGCUUUGCCACCGAUUGUAAUGUUCAAGACUAUUGUAUGAGAAUAACCAGGUUAAAUCCUGAAAGCAGAUCAUUAAAUUUUUCGAGUUUUAGGGUUAAUGAUGACCCCGUUUUUUUUACAAGCCUGGGUAUUAACGUUAUUUGUGCUGCUCUAACUCGUAAUACUUUCUUUUUAGUAAAAUCAGCUUAUUAUUGUUUUGCUUAUAUUACUAUACCCAGCUGAGCUUUAAGAUGCACAGUAUAAAAGGUUUCGUGACUAAAGCAACCAAUGGUUUAAGAAAAUUGUCACGAGAAUAAUUCUAGUGAAAGUUAAUUAAAAGGGUACUUUUCUAAUGGUUUCAAAAAGGAACAAUAAUGGAAAGUUCAGAUCUUUUAUUUUAAAAAUUUUAAGACCGAGUGAAAUCGAGAUAAUGUAAGUUUACAUUUUUUUAAUACAACAUUAAACCAGUCUAUCUUUUCCCAUAUAAGCAAAGUGAAAAAAUAAGGCUGAACAUGAAUGUUCUCUAGCUUAAUUUUUUAUUUUUUCUAAAUCGAAAUUUGCUACUGUUGUAAUAAAUCAAUAAAACUCGUAAAAAAAAAAAACAAAUGUGGACCUAUCAAGAUAAGUUGCUGAAACAGUUUAGUAUUAAACUAAUCCACUUCUGUGACUGUGCUUUUUCAUUAAUUCAUCUAAUAAUAUUUAUUCCUUACACAUGCGCAAAUGAAAUCUCAGGGCAAAAGCCAAGCUCGGUCCCAGGGCCCUCUCCUACUCGUUCCCCCGAGCAAGAGAGGGAACAAGCAGGACUCUUUAUACUGCCUUUGCUCGAUUCUUUUGGAAAAGGAACUGAGCACUUGAAUAUGGAUUUAUAUGAACUGAAUGUUAAUAAAGGCAACUUCAACUUUUUUCCACUAGAAGUAAUUAAUUGGGGAAAAAACUGUGACAGUGCAGACACAUGAUUAACCCUGGCGUCGCGGAGACAGUUACAGAGCUAUUUGAUUGACUGAUCGGAACAAGCGGCAGGUUCCAAAAUAAUUGGCAGUGCCAGAUACGUAUUGAUCGAUACAAAUUAGAACAUAAAAACGGGUUGAUCGAGGAAAUAUGAUAUUACCCUCAUCCAUAUUUGAAAAUCUAUUCUGAUUACAAUUCAAGUUUAACUGAGAAGAUAGACACCAACAGCGUAACAUUGGAAUUCGAAAUCUAGAAAACUCGUUAACUGCGAAGGGACGAAAAUGUAGGAGUAACGAGUUGGCAGGAAGAACAAGACUGGUUAUCAAACUUCUAUAUGCUUUAGCAACUAGAGCCUCCCCGCAAAAUAUUAGAGACCGAUUAAACCGGUCCUUCUUAUAAUGGGUUCUAUUGUUUUCGCUUCAUAUUUAUGGAAAUACCUUUUUUUGUUCUCCUCUUCCCGUCUCCCUCACUAUUUAAACGCCCGAAUCAGACUUACAACACUUGAACCGAUGACGCUGGAGAAAGUUUGCAUGCCGGUCUAAAAUCAAGAACCGCGGAUGACAUGAGAAUUUGAUCCCCAUGUUAAAUGAUUCUUGCUUCAAACUGGUAGGAAAAUCAUCUUAUGCCUGUCUGUCCAACUCAUGUUUGGAGUUAUUCUUGGAUGACAUGAGAAUUUGAUCCCCAUGUUAAAUAAUUCUUGCUUCAAACUGGUAGGAAAAUCAUCUUAUGCCUGUCUGUCCAACUCAUGUUUGGAGUUAUUCACAUGUUUCCCUAAUCUGAUUCCGAUUCUGAAUAAUACGUGUCAAUUCAGCACUUGGACAGAAUCACAGACUGUAUCAGCGAAUCAGAGCGGUACUAGGUUAGAUAGGUCUCCAUGCUAAUUAAUUCUUACAUUAAACUGUUAGGAAAAUCAUCUCAUACCUGUCCGACUCAUUCUUGGAGUGUAAUUCCCUAAUCUGAGUCCGAUUCUGAGUCAUACAUGUCAGUUCAACACUUGCACUGAAUCAGAGACUGUAUCAGAGAAUCAGAGAAUCAGAUUUAAACUCAAGACCGGUACCACUUUAAAUCGGUCUCCAUGUUAAUUAAUUCUUGCUUCAAACUAGUAGGAAUUUCAUCUAAUACCUGCCUGUCUAAAUCAGGUUUGAAGAUGUUGACAUGGCUCCCCAAUCUGAGUCUGAUUCUAAGUCAUACUUUUUAGUGCAGCGCUUGGACUGAAUCAGAGCGGCUCAAUAUGACUUUUAAAACCAGUUUCAUAUUAACAGAUUAGCAAGCAUUUGUCUUACCAGUCUCGUGAAUUCAAGACCUGGAAAAUUUUUACACUGGUCCUAUCGAGCUGUUACAAAGUGUCCAUGGUCACCGCGUGGAUGCACACUUUGAAUGAAAAUUCUAUUGGCGUUAGUUUAAUUACUUAUUGAACAUUUAAGGCGGCGAAAAUUUUAACUCUAUUCUUGUUCUAUAGACGAAGGUAUGCUUUAAGAAAGAGACCUGAAUGUCAAGGAAAAACUCAUCGAACUGUCAUAAUAUCGCUGGACAUGAAGCGAAAUAGUUGAUAACAAUCUAGCGAAGCCGCGACAGCUGAUACUGGAGUUUAACAUGAAUACUGUAAUCAUCAAUGUUACUUAAGACAAAACAGUGCAACUUAAAAACUAAAGCAACUAAAAUCAUGUUUUUUCAUUUCAUAAGAAUUAAAUACUGCGUAUAAUGAAUUUGCAAUAAUUAUCAUCCUACACUUACCAAAAUGAAACUUAGAAGUGGCGAUAAUCUAUCAAGGCCGUAGUGAUUUCAUUGUUUAAGAGAUCCGCUACAAAUUCCAUUUUUGUUAUUGAGAAUUCAGUCAUGUUUUCAUAAUCUACAAGAUGUUAUACCAAUGUUGAGGAACAUUAGCAUCUUGAUUAUUUUUCUUGAACUUUGAAGUCAAACACUCUACUUGAAUUUUAAAGAUAAACUCUUUACCACCAGAUGUUUGAGUCAUGAAAUUGUAAAUAUUUGACAUUCGUUCAUUUAAGCGUUUGAUUGAAUUCUUUUAGAUAUCCAGUCUGCUAAAGUUAAAUUAUGUGCUUCAACUCACAGCGGGAAAUUUGAAACAAUACAAAGGCUCUCAAUUUCCAACUUAUAACGACCUUGGCGAAAACUACCAAAUCAUAUAUGGAAUUUUCAUUUUCUCAUAUAGACUCGUGGGCGUCGUAAAAUUCUUUUACCAAGGAAUCUAUAGCACAGUGAUUGAUAAAAAAUGUGGUGUUUAGAUUAUCGCCACAUCGUUGUUGAUAUGUAUAAUCUCUAUGGGGAAUCGAUAAAAUGUAUUACUCAUGCCGAAUCCAAAAACGAAUAGGAAGAUUUAUUUUACCAUGAUAGACAUUUUCACUGUUUAAAAUUGAAAAGUUAAUAACGAGUUUCGAAGGAAAAGGUAUAUUAAAAAACAAAUCACUUUCCUACAAGUCAGCUUUCACAAUUCUGCGGCUAUUGUAAAGCUCUGAUUUCAUGAUUGCGAACGGAUUUAAUUGAACAAAAACAGCCCGGGAAACGGCUCAACAAACUGGCUCUAACGGUGAAUAUUUCAUUUAUAUGUGAUGUGUCGCUUGAUACCAUUUAGAGCGUAAUGAGUUUUCAAAUGUGUGUACGCUCAAUAUCGUCUAUAUUACAACAGCUUAGACGUCAAACAGUAACGAGCGCUGUUAUAGAUACAAAGGAAAAGCGGUAACUCAAAAUAAGCUGGGGUCUGUGAAGAAAAGUGGUCUCAUCGACGAGAAACUAUGAUUUAUCUACACACAUUGCUUACUACAUCAAAAGCAUGAAAUAAAUACUCACUACAUUCAAUACAUUCACUAAAAAGGAAGCUAAAAUUCCUGAGCUCAGCCUUAAGUUUUUGUCUCACAGGCAAAAUUUAAAGAGAAUUUUUUUCAACGAGAAAAAGUGGAAACUUCAAAACGAAAAGAAAGUCGGAAGAAAUUCGGGCUAUAACUGGAUUCGAACCCUCGACCUUUUCAGUACCAGCAAAGCAGUCUACCAAAUUGAGCUAACAAGCCAACUAUUAAAAAGCAAAUCAUUGAGUUGGUUUAUCCUCUGUUACUCAGUUAUUCUAGCUGCAUUAACAAUCAGAUUUUGACCUAUUCCUCUAGGGUGGCCCAAAAAGAAUAUUUCAUUGUGCGGAACUAUAUCACUUGUUUGAUUUUUUUUUUCAAUUUUUCUGUCAGCGACUGGGAUUUAGAUGUCAGGGAAUGCUAUUUAGACCAGAAACUGUACAACAUGCUGACCGGAAUUGAAGACAAUACUUCUCUUACUGACGUCAGCUCUCGUGACAAAACAACACCGAGUUCUCGGAGGCGAAAAAAGGUGGUGACGUUUGCAAGCAUGGCAGAGUUAGCUGAAAUACAAGCUCUAGCAGCAUGCGAAACUGAUUCACAGUGUUCAGAAAGCGGAAAAACACCUUCUCUUGACGAAACAACAUUGCAAGCAUUGCAAGAUCCAAGACUAUUCUUGAAUAUGCCAUUAGAGGAUUAUGACGCCACAUGUGGUAAUGUGAGUACCGCGGUGCCUAAAUACUGCAGCAGGCUAUUAAUUGAGUUCAUUCACAAGGCACUCAGACAGUCCGACAUAUCGUUUACCAUUUCGCUUUGUUACCUUUCCCGAGGGCUUUUCCAGGAAAAUUCCAAGAAAUUUGCUUGUUUUUACUUUUCAAAGAAUUUAUCACAGACGAUGUCUCAUGGGUAUAUAGUCCAAAAAAACCUUUAACAUGCUCCACAAUCACUGAAAGAAAGUUCCUUCAAAACUCCCGCAUUUUAUGUAAGCAUAUUCUAACUUCUGUGGAAACUUUGGUAGAUUCGGUAAAGGAAAUUGAAGACAACUCCCGCAAAGUAUGCUUGUGUCUCAGGUUUUGUUCAUACUAUACCCGAUGGCAUUUCGCGAUACACAAUAAGCUUUCCAGUACAGUAAAGAUCACCUAUCCAAUAUUAACUCUCCACUUUUAAGAUCGGCUCGCGCAGCUUCGCUCCGUUACAGAAAUCGCCCCGAAAUCACUGUUACGAGUGAACAAAAGCUUUAUCUAGUAUGGUUUUCGUUCCGGCGCAAACACUAUCCGAUAUAAUGUGAAUAUAGCCCAGUAAACUCAAACUACGAGGCAACAUCAACGAAAAGAAAAGCUAUAAAAAGUUAACAGCUUUGAUCUGGGUAAAAACCGUUUUUUUUCCUCUCUGUUUUUCCAUUCCUUUUCUUUAGUGUGUGUAAUACCGUUGCUAGAACCUUAUGUAACAUGUUUCUUUUUAGGUACCUGCCGAUGACACUUUCCUCGUUUUACGACAACAUGGAACAAAUUCUCUUGCACAUCAAGUAUUUCGGUUUAAUAAAGCACGCUCGAUGUGGCUUUUUGGACCUCUACAACCUCUCCGACUGUGGGCCAUAAGUUUGGUUACUAAUCAGUAUCCUUUUGUUAGUUGUAUGCAAAAAGAGGGUACAAUGUCUAAAUCAGUGUUAGCUCUUUUAUGAAUGCUAAAGCACGAUCAUUUUUUAUUAAUUUUUCCAAAAAUGAAACCGGAAGCAGUGGGGACAUGCAGUGAAACUUUCGCUUUUUUAAAGUGCUACACGAUUGAUAAAUCUUUAUUUCGCAGUAUGAGCAACAAAAUUGUCGCCAAGUUCAUCAUUGAAAAAUCAUUAGCCUUGGUUGUCAAUGCCAUUUUAGAAAUCAAUUUUAUUAUAUCGCUGUCCUUAACCACAAUGCUUUUUCAGAUAUUUCGAGCUGCUUGUGAUUAUCGUCAUUCUCAUAAACUGCGUCUUUUUGGCUCUUAAACAUCCUCCUGAGGAAAUAGAGUAAGUCGCUUUAUUGUGAAAUUUUCCUUUAUAACGUGGUAAUGAAUAGUUUAAACAACUGGUUUAGCAGUCACAUCUGCUGGAAAUAAUACUCUGAAAAAGGUCAGUUUCUAUUUCUUUUGUGAAAUACCGUUAAGCGUCGUCCAGAGUAAAAGAUCGCCACCGCACCCCGCGUCCAAAAGCAAAAAAUGCUGCAAUUGGACCGACAGAACGUAGACAUUUCUAGAACUGGUGAGCGUUAUGAUGCAACGAUUGUUCCCGACUAAGGGCACGAAAUUCCUUUCAGAGGAGAAAGGCAGAAAAAUCCAUGAAGUGGUUAGCUCCAGAAGUACCACCUCCGGAUAACUGUGUACCAUUGCUCCUGUACUUUAUAACGGGCCGCAAGAAACCUUUUCCACGCAUAUAAAAAACAUAAAGUGACUUUAAACGGAGAAGACUGAGCUUAUUGAUCUCUUCUAUGCCUUGAACAAUCCCUAUCGUCAAUUUUCAGACGGAGACAAGAAUUUUUUGCAGCAUUUCUUCAGUGGUUGAACUCCUAUUUUCAUUGUUUAGCUUUUUUUUUUUUCAGAUACGUCUUUACAUCAAUUUAUACAACAGAGAUGCUCCUUAAGAUUGUGUCUCGUGGAUUUGUCUUUCAUUCGUACGCAUACCUUAGAGAUCCAUGGAACUGGCUGGAUUUUAUCGUCGUUGCUUUAGCGUAUGUAGACUUAACUUGCCUUUAAACAAAAUCACGAUAAAGACGACAAGUCUACUUUUUUAAUGAAUUUCUCUCUUGACAGAUACAUUACAAUGGCUCCAAACAUUGCAAACUUCACGGCCAUUAGGACUGUCCGAGUUCUGCGAGCACUUAGGACUAUAUCUGUCAUAUCAGGUAAGUUUAACAAAGUUUACUGUUUGUUACCUAACCGAAAAGCUUUCUGACAGACAGACUCACUGACUGAUCGACCUACAAAGAGACUUUUUUGCGGAUGCGGGUCCAGACUGUCUAUAGAAUGCUUCAUUUUCAAACAAAACCACCAUCAACAAAUGAAAAUCUAGGUCAAGCUUCUCAGCCUAAACAAAGAAAAAAGCAAAGGCAGCAAAACAAGCGAUUUUCGGGUUGUUGUUGCUUUUUAAUUCAUCUUGACUAAGUUAUAUUCUCUAGUUUAGUGUUGACUUUAAAUUUUGCUCAACGUUUCUGGGCAAAGUGGCAUGGGUAAAAUAAACGGUAAUCUACACGAGCUGCUAAAUUGCUUCAAAGAGUUAUACUUGAAGUUUAGGCCUGACAAACUCUCACUUAUAGAUAGAACAGUGGUCUGUGAAAUGAAAGAACAUUUUUUUUUGCAAACGUUCUUUCCUCUUAGGUCUCCGUGCGAUGGUAAACACGUUACUACGAUCUCUCAAGCUUCUGAGUGAUGUGCUGGUUUUGUUUCUCUUCUUUCUUGUUGUCAUGGCUCUCAUCGGACUGCAGCUUUUUGUAGGAGAAUUAAGGAGCAAGUGUGUGCUUAACGUGCCCUCAAACCUGACUGUAGACUUAAUGGAAUACAUUCGGAAUGAAAGUAAGCACUUGGUCAUGUCAACAUUGAGUGGUUUUCAAUUAGGUGUCAUUACAUUACGCUGCCAUUCAUAACAAACACACACCAUCAAAUAAAACAUGCCCCGGACAACAAGCUUGGUUAAACGCAUGCAAUAGGCUUAUAGGCUUCCUUUCUUAUGAUUGGCUGAAAAAGUGGUGCAAAAUUUUUUAGCCAGUCAUUAAGCUUAGCAAGGCAACACCAAAACAGCGUCAAAAUUACUCUCAACAUUGAAAUAAAAAUGUUCAGUUUACGUGUGGAUAUCAAUUUUGGAUUAUCUUUCACCAAAUGGACAAAUAGACUUAGCGGCAAUGCAUAAUUAAGCUUAAGAAAACUAACUUCUCUUUUAAGGUGUUUGGUAUUUGCGUCACGGUGAGGCAGUGAUAUGCGGGAACUCAUCCUGGGCUGGGUGAGUUAAAAGUCUACUUAGAAGGAUAAGUCGGUGUGAUAUCUUAUCUCUAAUUAGGAUUAUUACGUAGUAAAUAUACUAGCAAUAACCAAAGGUUGCGGAGUGCGGGCGACAACGAUCGAAGGUCAAAACGCUUUUGCUCUAUCGCUGUGCUGUGCGUAAGUUUCACGUGAAAGAGAGUCAAAACACGCGUGAUCAGAUUACUAGUGACAGAAGGUCCAAACGCGCGGAAUCAAAUUGCGUUCUGUGCAUUCCAUUCAUUCUUAGUGGAAGUCCAAACGAAUGCUGGCUACAUACAUGAGACGCACGCGUAAUAACAACCUGAAGAUUAGGAUUGCGCGCUCCUCUUGUCGCCCGCAAUAUCAAGAUGCAGCCAAGCUAAGCAAAUCCUUCACUGCAUUAGUUGACUCGUUUCUCUCUCUGCAUAAAAUCUCGUCACAAAAGCUUACAAGAGAGAACAUCUUUGUACACCUCAAUGCAAUAAAUGUUAAUUAUUUCUUCAGGUCUUGUCCAGCUAAUUACACCUGUAUGGCCAACGCUGGACCCAACCCCGAUCAUGGCUUCACCAGCUUUGAUAACAUUGGAUGGGCUUUGCUGAUGGCCUUUCAAAUUCUUACAAUGGAUUACUGGGAAAACCUUUACAACAAGGUAAUCAAAAAGGCUCCAACCAGAUUUAUGUAUUUUUCUAUCACAUGAAAACAAUUUCGGCAAUAAGCAGGUCAUGGGUUGUUACGAAACAGUGUUCGUCGAAUUCUGUAAAUUGAUUAAACGGAAUGUAUGUCUGUCUUUCAUCACUGGCUUUAAAAAAUCUUUCAGUAUUAAGGACCAGUGUUACUUUUAGCGCCCUCACUUUGGUUAUUAAAACCAAGGUUAUGAUGUUAUAUAUUAUUUUCGCCAUCUCUUAUCCUUUAAUUCCAUCUCUUAUUCUAUAAUUCUUGGCCAGCUAUUUUACUGGCUUAGUGCUAAAACAAUCACUGACUCUCUUUAUCAAUCCGCUGAAGAGUAGGAUAUUUGCCUCCACUUCAGUUCUGGAAUAAAUGCUCGCUGUCUAAUUCAUUAACCACAGGUAGUCAAGGCGCUUGGUGUGUGGUAUGUAUUCUACUUUGUCAUUACCAUUUUCUUCUGCUCCUUCUACCUCCUCAAUCUUGUCCUAGCUGUGGUAUAUAUGUCCUACGAAAAAGAAAUGGAAUCAAUUGAACAGGAGGUUAGUCAACGACGGCCGAAGUCGUUUUAUUUGUUAUAAUAAGCAAGUACUAAACAGACCAUUCAAAGAGUAAAAAUGGUGAUUUUUUUUUAUUAAACAUAUUUUUAUCUGGCGAAGUUUUUAGAAACAGAAACACACCGAGAGGGCUCACUACGAAAUAUCAUUGAAUAAAUAAACUACAAUAAAUAGUAAUUGGUCAAAAGCAGCAGCAAAACAAACAAUGUAUUUAAGGAAUGCUAACAGAUGGAACGUACAUAUUUACGUAUUUUCAUGAAAUCUCCUUGAUUGAGAUAUAACAGACUAGACAUAGAUAUACGUAUAUCACUCUUUCACUGUUGAAUUUUGUCAAUGUGCUACGACAAAGCUCAUCAGUUACUUGUUCAGACCAGAUGUUUAGAUCAUUGGUCAGAAUUGUCUUUUUUCCAAGUACAGAGAAAUCGACGCCUUUACCUGACAACAAUUUUUAAAAGAAUUGUUGUUGAGCGUGAAUGUGUUUUUAUGUGUUUUGAGCAAACACAAAAAUGGAAAAAAAUGAAGCCUACCCGAGUCUUUUUUUUUCAUUUGGCCAACCACGAAGAUGGCUAGAAAGCUUUUCAACGAGUUGAGGAUUGUACAUGUUAGAGUAAUUUGAAGAUAUCGUAUUUCCUCGCGUUUUAAUCCUCCUCGGUAAUGACCGAUAUUCUUAUACUAAGAACUAUUACUAACCUUCUCUGCCUUUAUUUGCACUUUGCUUUCUUUUUCCAGGAGAGGCGAAAAGAGCUCAUGAAGAAAACCGCUGCCUCAUACACUGCAGACUCUGGCACCCUCAAGAACCUCAGACCUUUGAGGAAGCUCCGUAAGACGAAAGAAGCGAUGGUUGAAGUAACACAAACCGCAUGCAUUGUUACUGACGUUCCUGAUAUUGAAAAUGAACAUAAACGUAAUCAAAAAACGCUCGUUGAAAGAGUGUGUGACUGUUUUCGUUAUGUGAACACAAAAUGCGAGUCCUGUUUGGGCAGGAUACCUUUCGUAAAGUCUCUUCGGAAACGUAUGCGCACUGUGGCUGAAUGUGCAGCUUUUGACGCAGUUAUUAUAGGAGUUAUAAUGCUGAACACCAUAGUGCUAGCACUUUAUCAUCAUGGAAUUGAAAAGAAGUUCGAGAAAGUUCUGGAUUUAUGCAACAUGGUAUGAAGAAUACUACUAAGUACUGCGUUAGCUGACCCACUUUUGUUUUAUCCGUAAUAGGUCGGGGGCGGUUAUAGAAACUAGACGAUAAUUUAAAAUAAUACAAAUUACUAAUAUAGCAGCAGCACUGAUCCACAUAUGGGGGUUGGUAUUUGAGGAGAGGGGGAAAAAACUUAGGAGCUAGGAGCCAAGAAGAGAAUCAGCAACAAACCAACCCACGUAUAGCCGUUAUGGCACCGCCGACCUUGAGAUUCGAUCCUGGUCCACUCUGGCGAGAAACCGAUUCCCUCACCACUGUCUUGCUGUUGUUUCCAGCAUUUGAAUACGUAAACUAUUUUUACAUGAACCGGGUGGGAAUAUAUCACCUAAAACAAUUGUCUGAAAGGUUCGGUGCUGGAAAAAGGAAGGAACACUGAAUGCCAAUGGACAGCUCGUUGAAACGCGGAGUGGGACCGAUUGGGAGGUUAUGUAUUUAUAUGCAAAGAGAAAAGGUCGUAUCCCUGCAUAUUAAUGUCAACCCCGUGGCAUUUUAAUUUGUUGUCUAUGAAUAAGUUUUUGUUCAAGUGUUGUUUAACACGACGCUAUAACUCAGUAAAUAGUUUUUAAAAGAGUAAAUUUAAACACUAUUAGCCAUAGUCUUAAGCCAUGACUUCCUAAGCAAACUUGCUUAGUUAGCGUAGAAUGACGUCAGGAGUUUUACUAAAAAUUUCAAACCUGAGUGUCGCUGUUAUUUCUUGGUAAACCACUCCACUCUUUCGCCCAAUCAUCCUAAGCUCGUCUACUUCAGGACAGUUUAACUUCUUUGUAUUUUGCAGCGUUCGUGCCUCAUUUCCUCUUUGAAAGUCGUUGUCUUUAACAGCAACGAUACCUCGCCAAAAUGGUUCUUCUGUCAAAAUAUAUCACACGGUACUGGAAAUUGAAAUUUCAGCUUCUGACUCGUUCUCUUCGAAGGCAAAAAUUCUACGCUUCCCAAUAGUUUUCUGAAGGUUUAGUUGUAAUACCGCCGUAAAAACUACUUUUCGAAGUAAAACCUUGGACCUCACAGUCUCAAGACGUUACUGUUCCUAUCAUGACGACAAACAACUAAUUCGAAAUGCAAAUUCGAAAACAAACAUAAUUAAAAAGGUUGCAGUCAAUGGUAAUGCCACCAAUGUCACUAUGGAAUGUUGAUAAACAAAAGAGGGUGAAAAUUAGACGCAUUUCUCCUCAAUUUACUCUUGGAUCCCUUGAGGAAUCCUCUCCGAUGUAAUUAUAACCCGUUUAUAGGUCCGUCAGCCUCGGUAUGUGACAUCAAGCAUAGACUUAAUCUGGAAAGAGCUAUGAUCUAAACUAGCUUUCUUUUAAUGGUCACAUGGCCAAUUCCUCCAUUAAAAGUAAACUUAUUUCAUUGUAGUACCUUUCCUCCACGCAGGAACAUAUUUCUUUAAAAUCUAACCAUUUUAUCUACCCUACAUUGUGAAACCCUUUUAUAGUGUAGUUCAGUCAUGAAAAUAGAAAGCGAAUAAAAGCUAGUGGCUCGCCUUCACCCUGGUGCUCAUUACAUUUUCCUUGCACUGCAUGCUCGACAAGGGACGAAGGUUUUAGACAGUAUGACAUAACCCAGCACUUUUUGCCAGUUUAAAAAGUUACUUAGGUGUAUACGUAACAGUGGUAUAGCAGAGUGAUUUUGCUUUAUCUGUCAUUAUAGCCUAGCAACUGUAAUCUUUAUAAUAAAAAUGAGUCGACUUAAAUUAAAAGAGACAACAAAUUAAAAAAUAAGAUUAUUAAUUUUAAGUCUUUAUCAAUUCAUGCUGUUUUAACACGAGAAUCCUCUUUUUAAACAACAUGGCAUUCCCGGCUGAGUAGUGUUGCAGCUGGUUCACAUGGUGCCAAAAGUUGUCUUUUGUCUGAUAUCACCCGUAGGUGUUCACGAUAAUAUUUGUGGCCGAGAUGAUAUGGAAAGUUAUUGCCUUUGGACCAGUUGGUUACGUAAAGAGCAGGUGGAAUAUACUGGACGCCUUUAUCGUGAUCGCAAGUGUUGCUGGGUAUUUAACAGAGUCGGGUGGAAGCUUCAGUAUCUUCCGUAGCUUGAGGCUGGUAUGUCUUGCUUUGUAACAGUUUAAACGCGUUCAAAUGCGCUGUGAAAUGACUAAGAUUACAGGGGGGAGAGUGCCCUGGUCAAACAUCGAACUUCUCAUGUGAGGAAAUAUUCUCGUAUCUAGAUCUGAGUACGAGGUUAGUGACGAGCCUGAUCGCCGCGGUCAGCUAGCUAUUAGCCAUUUAUUCUCCUGUUCCAGAAGUCUUUGCGAAAGCUUACUAGGCCCAAUUCCCUUCUUAUUUCUAAAGCGGCAAUUUAGGCAACACCAAGAAACGCUCUUAUUUUUCUCCCCUUUUUUUCUUUUUAGUUUCGAGUUCUUAACCUCGCACAGUCCUGGAAGACAAUGGCCAAACUAGUGACGGCCAUAACGAAAAGCGUAGGACCUGUUGGAAACAUCACUCUUAUUCUUGGAGUCAUUAUAUACAUAUUUGCUGUGGUGGGAAUAAAGGUUUUUGGUGACGCUUACACAACAGACAAGUUUGGAACUGAUGGAGUACCACGCUGGAACUUCAAUAACUUUUGGCACGCGUUUAUGAUGAUGUUCAGAGUGCUGUGUGGGGAAUGGAUCGAGCCACUCUGGGAUUGCAUGAGAGCCACUAAUCCUAUGGCUAUUUUGUUCUUUUUGCCCGCUUUUGUUAUAGGAAAUUUUAUCGUAAGUAUUACAGAGUCAUUAAAGGUGUUAUUCUCAAGAACGUUUAUUUAUAAGACGCUUGGCUGUUUUCAAGUAAACAGGGUUUAAACAGGCUUUGUUUCUAGUUACAAGGACCAAAAUUCAGCACACCCAAAACACUACCAAGCUCCGCGGUAUGGGCAGUACAUUACGCAUGCGCACAGUCAUAUCACCAGGGCAGGCGCACUCAUGGACUACUGAUUGCCCCUUGUUAGGAAUCGUUACCAUGAUUCGCCUCAUCUGUAGCCUGGUCCGAGGCGAAUGGAUCUAACUUGCAAUCACAGACCCCAAAGUUUGCUGUGAUCUUAUCAAGAGCAGCAAAAUACAAAAGAGAGCAAGAGAUGACCGCUGCUUUGACUAGGAAAUUUGUAUGAGAGCUACAUUGGACCAAAUAGUCUUUAAAAUAGGGGCACAAGCUUUCACUUCUCCAUCUAAACUAAUAAUCCCCGAAAGAGUCAAGUUAGUCCGACACCAAUUAUAUCAUAAAAUACUCUGAAAUCAUUGAAUAGAGCAGCAAAUCGUCUGGAGGGAAUAGUUAGUGUCCGUUGUCGUUUUAUCUACCGGAAUACUAUCCGGAUGACCACCUACCGAGGGAAUUAAAAAUCCUGGAGACGCUCACAUUGAUGUUUCUUAAUUCAGGUACUUAAUCUUUUCAUCGCCCUUCUGCUGAGCGCUUUUGACACCGAAGACGAUGACAAUAACUUAGACGAAGAUGAAGGGAACAAUUCGAGACUGAAGAAGCUUAUAAAGAGAUUCACCAAGACCAAAAAGACACGCUUAUUUGUGGCUACGUUUAAAGAACGAUACAAACUGUAUGAAGUGCAGCUGCUUGAGAGUAACCUGGCAGCCCAUGGGACCCCUCUGAGAAAACCUUACCGUGGGGGUUCAGUCAGAACAUCCGGGAGCUUUCAGGAGGGUGUGUAUGAUUAUAAAAUAUAAAUGUCUUAAUAGAACGUUUUCACAUGACGUCACGUCUGCCAUAUUGGUGUUCCAAACCAAUGAAAAGGUGGCUAUGUUGGUGUUUUAAACCAGUCCCGUGGUUCUUUUGUUCCAAUAAAUUUUCAUACCUGCUGGCCAAGCGAGUAAAAGGCUCUAUUUUUCAUUUGUACACUUAAGAAACAGUCGACCUUGGGCGACGAGAUGUAAUUCUUCCAAUGAUAAAAAUAUAUUUUUACUAAGAAUAAACAAUACGAAACAAUGGUCAAUUUCAACUUCGUUCAGACGAGAAAGCGUCAUGUAGAAAAUUGCUACAUAAUAUCUAAAGUAUGCUAGCCGAAUUUCUUACCCCAGUUUAUUACGCACUCCUCUUAGGUCGAGGCGAAAUAGUAUCCACUGUUAGCCAGUCUCCUAAAGGAAUUCCUCCUAAGUACAUCGUUGAAGUAGACGACUGUUUGCCCGAGUGUUGUAUGUUGCCUGUGUUCUCAAGGCAGCACUUUAAAUGGCUAAAGUUCAGGUGUAGCAUUAGAUGUCUUGUGGAACACAAGUACUUGGAGUGGUUCAUUCUCUUCACAGUCAUGUUCAGUAGCUUCGUUCUGGUAAGAACAAAAAGUGAAUCUUAUUUUGUAUUUCUUGCCUAGAAAGAAGAACCUGUUUAUGGGAAUGGCCGCAAAAGAACUGAUCAUGAGUUUCCUUAGGGUGUUAAAAUUGACAGGAACUGAUACAUUUUUUAAGAAAAGCAAUGAUUCAAAUCAUUAUUAUUUUUUAAUUUUUAAUCCAGUCUUGUUUUCUCAAGGGGAUUUACCAUAUUUCCAUGAAAAGUUCAUAAGAAUUUAAUUUGAUGUAAGGUCAGUGGACUUCGCAAACUUUUUUUUUUGUUAAGAAUUGUAACAGUUGAGCGUUCUUUUCAUAGUCAUUCACUAAAGAAAACGAAACGAAUUUGUGCUGUCUUACCUUAACGAAGAUAUCUUUUUAAAGGAAUGGCAUGAAAUAUGUCCUGUUCUAAAAGCUAAGAAGUAUUGUUGGGCGGAAGGACUACCAAAGCCUUUAGUGAGGCUUAUUAAAGUCAGUCUGAGAUUGAUCCUUAGUCCGGAGUUCUUUCUAUAUUCAUUUUUUCAGUGUUAUCUCUCUGAGUUGAAUAAUAAGCGUCCUUUGUUUGUUUUCCUAGGUGUUUGAAGACAUCCACCUGCCCGAAAGACCACUGCUUGAAAAAGCUCUAGGGAUUCUCAAUUAUUUCUUCGCCGCCGUUUUCUCGCUGGAAUUUCUUCUUAAGGUCAUCGGCCUUGGCGUUGUUAAGUACUUCUCUUCAGUAUGGAAUUGUUUGGACGCUUUCAUUGUAGCGGUAAGCAACUGAAUAACUGGUGAAAUAUGCUUGUCAUAUCACUGAUCUGUUACAAGGAAACAGCUCUCGCGUAGCAAAUCAUUAUGUGCUUUUAGACCGUUACGCGAAUACAUAAAAUAGCUUCUCUGUACAGGUAACUGGAUCCUAUCUAUUUCAUUAUUUCCUCAGAUCUCGCUUGCUUGCUUGUCAGAUAACAAACAAUUGUCAGUAUUUCGAUCUCUUCGGACGUUACGAGCCCUGCGACCUCUCCGUGCCAUAUCCCGGAUGGAGGGAAUGAAGGUACGGAAAAUUAUCAGUAAUGCAUUUCUUUUGACUCGGUCCGUUGAUUUGCUUGGAAGAAGCCCAUUACGUCGUAGCAAGUUCAGCAAUCGCAGGUGAUAUAGCAGAAGAGUAUUCAACUGUUUGAAUAAAAAAUUAUAAAAACGAGGACCAAAGCUAAGAAGCUCAUCUAAACGAUCAGCUCCCAUAUUGCAAUUCGCGGACAUUUGUGCACACAGUGAAUUCCGCCCAGGAAAAAGAUUUCUAAAAAUAGACUGAAAGUUUUAUACAAUGUGACAUUUAUUGAUAGUAGAUGGAGACUCCGAUGUGAUGGGCUCCAGACUAAAUAAAACACUGUAAUGAUAACCCUAAACGUAGGUGAAAAAUGUUUCUCAGGUCAAUUUUUAAACUCAUUCACAUCAUUUUUCCACACUCAGGUUGUCAUCAACGCGUUGUUCGCGGCCAUUCCAGGCAUCGGGAAUGUCCUUGUUGUAUCUCUACUGUUCUGGUUGAUAUUUAGUAUUCUCGGUGUUCAACUGUUCUCUGGAAAAUUUCAAUCAUGCGUCGAUAACGAUGGGAAAAGGUUACCAGCCAGCCUUGUUCCAAACAAAACAGAAUGUCUUCGCUUUCCUGAGAAAUACACUUGGAGGAAUUCAGAUGUGAAUUUUGAUAAUGUUCUCAACGGCUUCCUCACGCUUUUCCAAGUGGUAAGUUACAUGAUCCAUGCUGAUCCAUUCUUUUAUAGGCUUGUGUCGGAAGAAAAGAUUCUGAGCUUCUUUUUAACAUAAAUAUCUUCCUUUGCUACGUGGGUAUCAAUGCCUGAAAACUGCAACACCUAGAGUGACUUUGUUGCUCACUCCGACGACGUGAGCUCAGGAAUCCAUAACGGUUCAGCACCAGGUCUUGCCUAGUCAAUUAUACCACUAAGGACAACUAAAAAUUGCAGGGGUUAUUGACUGAACUUUCGCCAAGCCGCGAACACCAAUUAUUAUUAUUAUUAUUAUUAUUAUUAUUAUUAUUAUUAUUAUUAUUAUUAUUAUUAUUAUUAUUAUUAUCAUCAUCAUUACUAUUUUGCUGACGCUCAUUGAUUAAGACAACAUUACAUGUAUCAAGCACUGUGUAGAGUGAACUUUCAGGACUCAAACGAAAAAAGAACCAGUAAAUUGAUGUUCCUUAGCAUUUCAAUACUAAAUUAACUUAACAGCGCGAUUGGUCUUGGUUUUAGGCAACGUUUGAAGGGUGGAUUGAUAUCAUGCACAUGGCAGUUGAUUCAACUAAGGUAAACUCGUACACUUGUAUUAGAAGAGAGUUAUGUUUCUGAGUAAGUCUCACAGACAUUGCCUGAACUGACACUAAGCGUCUGCCGCGUAAGAGAGAGUAAAAAAGAAAUGAAUGGAAAGCAAAAGGAAAUAUCUCAGCCGUAGUGAACAGGAACCAACUCAGCCUGCCAGCAAGCUCUCCUAUUUGGGCAAGCGAAGCGAGCCUCGCGAGAACGCGCGAGCGAGGGGCCUUUUAUUCUGCCCCUCGCGGCUUCGCCGCUCGCUCGCGCGUUCUCGCGAGACUCGUUUCACUCGCCCAAAUAGGGGGUGUUUCUUGGUGUUGCGGAAACUAUUGUUUGUUAGCUUUUGUGUUGUGGUGUGGGUAUUGUUCAGUGUCUUUUCAAUCUUUUGUAUUACGUCAUUGGUGUCCGCAACACCAAGAAACCACCCAAAUAGGAGAGCUUGCUCGCAGGCGAGAACCAACUCCACGAAUAUUUUGUAAAGAGGUGUCCAUCUUAAAUAUAGCCUGAUACCACCACUUGUUCAAUUUCCCAGGGAAAUGACGUCUGGGUAGUGAAGCAAAUUUUCCCCUCGGCACGGACAAUCAGUAGCACUACCCAGUCACACAUCAUCAGUAUACUUCGUUAAGGGUUGUUUACGAAGAGAAUGGAGAUAGUUUGAAUUGCUUGGAAGAAUAGAAUUAUGCAUAGUAUGAAUACAUAUCUUUUCUUUGUAUCACUGAAACUUGAGCAAAGCAUUCUUUCUCUGUAUUUAUUUUAUCAGGUUGACCAGCAACCCGUCGACGACAACAACAUGAUCGCGUACAUUUACUUUGUAGCUUUCAUCAUCCUCGGCUCUUUCUUUGUUCUCAACCUGUUCGUUGGUGUUGUCAUUGAUAACUUUAACUCUCUAAAGAAAAAGGUAAAAAUUCAUACAGCUUGUUUGGGGAAGUUAUAAAGUCGAAAGGAUGUUUAAAGUUUCCAUGUUUUCUAAUUUUUUUUUUAACCUUAAAACGGGUUGCAGUUUAGAGAUCAUAUCUCCCGAAAGGGUUUCAGUUAGAUUUCCGGAUCAGGUUGGGCAAAAAUGGGAAGAAAGGAAGGGGGAGGGAAAUUGUGUAAAUUACAUAGCGGUUCUGACGAUGAAAAUUGGCGAGCGAGAUCGAGAUAAAUCCAUCAUGGCUGGUAAAAGGUUGUGAUUGGCCAUUGUAAUUAUUUUUAUUUUGAUAAUGAUUUACUCAAUCAAAAAAGAAAACGUUUAUUGCUAAAUAUUUCAGUAUGAAGAAAUAAGCAGUAUGGGUAUGCUUCUGACGGAAUCACAAAGAAAGUGGGUCAACUUUUUAAAGGAAGCAGCUAAGAAGAAACCAGUAUCAAAAGGAAUAAGACCAAAGGUAGGGUAUUAAUGAAGUUAUGGCGUUUAAGCAAAGGUGUUUUUGAGCGACCUACGUCUAACGGAAGUGAAUACUUUUCCCUUAUAGUAUGCCUUGACGAUACCAAAUUUGUAUUGUUUAUUGUCUUUACUAAUAUAAUAGAGUCAAAACCACUUUCCACGAUCUUCCGGUUGACGUGUGUCACUUAAAAACGUCCUUAAAAAAAAAUUAGUUCUGAUGGGUACCGUCCAAAACAGUCAGUGACUACAAAACAAGCUGCAACCUCGAUGGGAGUGAAUGAGAACGAGCCAAGUAUGGUCGUACCUUGCACCGGAAAAUGAAGACUCUAAGAAGAUAGGCCAACCUGGUCGGGUGCAGAAUAAUUUGGAGUUUUUCAUUUCCUCAGUUGCCGAGAAAAUGAAUCGUUUCCUUUUUUUUCAUUUUUACUAACUGGACCGAUUCCGCUUGUGCUUUGAGCUUAUGGAACUAACAGCAAUGGUUAACAGGAUAAUGGAUACCUCAUUUUUUUUGAAUUCGUCAUUCAGGAGAUAAGUUAUCAUGUGCAACAUGGUAAUGAUGACCAUACAACACUAUGGACAGUCUACUCAGGUCUCCGACGCUCUUCAUAUCCUUUCUCACCAACGACAUAAUGUUUUAUUCAUGAACUGCGUAUAGAUAGUUUUCAAAAGGUAACUGUGGUUCACCAUUAAAGCCAAAAUGAUCCGGAUCGUUAUGAAUCCAAAACUAACCUUCCCUGGUGUAAACGCAUUGAAGAACACUGAGAAAUCAAACCUGUCAUUUUGCGCUACAAACGGCGUUACAACGUGAUUGGAUAAACCAAAGCUUUACCAAACAAACAACAGAUGAUCAUCGACAAAAAAAUGGAAUUUUUAACGUUUUUGAUUAACUAAGAGGACAAGUGUUAAAACUUAAAUAUUUUUAGCUCCACAAGGUCUCAAUUUAUCGUUAGUAACGUUUUCGUUUAUUUCUAACGAAUGUUAAAUGAUUAGAUUCCUUAACUUAAGCCUCGUAUGGUUAACACGAAUCUCAAACUGGGUGUUCACUGGGAUAUUUACUGCUGAAGCCAUAGUUAAACUGAUUGCCUUACGACAGCAUUACUUCAAAAAGGCGUGGAAUGUAUUUGACUUUAUCAUAGUUGUGUCAUCUUUGAUUGGUACGUAAUGCUAAUUAAUAUUAUUCAUUUCUUCCACGAGAAAAUACACGAAGCUAUUUUUAAGUGUUUUAAGCUAUUAUGGGAAGAUUGACUCCCAAGCCCUAUUGUUUUCACAGGAGUAGUUCUUGACGAGAUCAGUUCAAAGGAUACAGUGGUCAAUCCCAGUCUCCUGAGAGUUAUGCGGAUCUUUAGAAUUGCCAGGUUACUAAGAGUCCUCGAAUUUGCCAAAGGAAUUCGCCAGUUACUUGUGGCAUUGAUGAUCUCUCUACCAGCAUUGUUCAACAUUGGCACCCUGUUGUUUCUGGUCAUUUUCAUCUACGCUAUCAUUGGCAUGUCAGCAUUCGGUCGAGUAAAGAAAGAAGGAAACAACUUGGAUGACAUCGUCAAUUUUGAAACCUUCGGCAAUUCAAUGAUGCUGCUGUUUCGUCUGUCUACGGGCUCGGGCUGGAAUGACGUCGUGAGCUCAUUGUCUAUUCAACCGCCGAAUUGUGACCCAGGUUACCAUGGAUACCCGAAAGGUAACUGUGGCUCGCCAUUUGGAGCGGCCGCUUAUCUAAUCAGCUACAUUGUCAUCGUGUUCAUGAUAAUUGUCAAUAUGUACAUCGCUGUUAUUUUAGAAAACGUGAAUCGCGCUCAUGAGAAUGACGAUUUUGCCAUCACUAAGGAAGACUUUGACGGUUACUACCGUAAAUGGGCAGCAUUUGUGCCGAAUGGGAAACAAUUCAUCCCUCUUGAUCAACUGUCUGAUUUUGUUGAUGGACUGGAAAAACCUUUCAGGGUGUCCAAACCCAACGAAGCUCGCUUGAGGCAGUUGGACAUCACGAUACGUGCUGGGGAACUUAUUCACUGUUUUGAUCUUCUCAAGGCGCUGGUGCGAUCCACUUUAGAAGAGCAUGGAGAAUCCCCGGAUGUGUUUGAAGAGAUUACAGUGAGAAUGGAGGCAGAAUUUACCAAGUCUAUUGGACGAAAGCAUUCCAUUGCUAUACUUGGCUCUACACAGACGAAAUUCAAAUGCGAUGAGCCAAACGAAGUGGCAUUGUAG
Messenger RNA from Porites lobata, 21200 nucleotides. The record is from the annotation of a GenBank genome assembly. NCBI's taxonomy places the organism in Eukaryota, Metazoa, Cnidaria, Anthozoa, Scleractinia, Poritidae.